Cryptomeria japonica (Japanese cedar) is the source of this 1164-nucleotide messenger RNA. RefSeq names its product caffeoyl-CoA O-methyltransferase. Gene Ontology annotation, molecular function: S-adenosylmethionine-dependent methyltransferase activity; O-methyltransferase activity. The transcript has 5 exons. The record is from RefSeq and is a predicted model, not a curated record. NCBI's taxonomy places the organism in Eukaryota, Viridiplantae, Streptophyta, Pinopsida, Cupressales, Cupressaceae. Bases 86 to 835 code for a protein of 249 amino acids.
CAUUACCAGAGAAUCAACAAAUCUAGUUUCAUUCCUCCAAUCCAGUACAAUUUUUUGAUCAAAUUCCAUUUGCAGGGGUGCGAAAAUGGCAACUGCAGAGGCUUCCAAGGAUUCAACACAGCAGGUCAGCCGCCACCAGGAGGUGGGGCACAAGAGUCUCCUUCAGAGCGAUGCUCUCUAUCAGUAUAUAUUGGAAACCAGUGUGUAUCCCCGCGAGCCUGAGCCAAUGAGGGAGCUCAGAGAAAUAACUGCUAAGCAUCCAUGGAAUCUGAUGACUACUUCGGCUGAUGAGGGCCAAUUUCUACAUCUGUUGUUGAAGCUCAUCAAUGCCAAGAACACCAUGGAGAUUGGUGUGUAUACUGGUUACUCCCUUCUCAGCACUGCUCUUGCCCUGCCUGAUGAUGGAAAGAUCCUAGCAAUGGACAUAAACAGGGAGAACUAUGAAUUGGGUUUGCCUGUAAUUCAAAAGGCAGGUGUUGCCCACAAAAUUGACUUCAGAGAAGGCCCUGCCCUGCCAGUUCUUGAUCAAAUGUUGGAAAAUAAGGAAAUGCAUGGAUCCUUCGAUUUCAUAUUUGUGGACGCAGACAAAGACAAUUAUCUGAAUUACCACAAGCGGCUGAUUGAUCUGGUGAAGAUUGGGGGAGUGAUCGGCUAUGACAAUACUCUGUGGAAUGGAUCAGUGGUGGCUCCACCCGAUGCCCCAUUAAGGAAAUAUGUGAGAUUUUACAGAGACUUUGUAAUUGAACUGAAUAAGGCCCUGGCUGCAGACCCUCGUAUUGAAAUCAGCCAAAUUCCAGUAGGAGAUGGCAUCACUCUCUGCAGAAGAGUUAUUUGAAGGAGUUCAAAGGUUUGAGGGUUUGGCCUGCUAUACAUUGUUUUUUCCUUCUACUUAUAAUAAAACUGAGAUUCAAAGCUUGAAAAAAGAUGUGUUCAUCCCAUUUCCAGAAUUAAUUUUCCCAUAAGCUGUUUCCUGAAUGUUGCAUAAGGCAAGACAAUGGAGUGAUUUAAGAACAGCCCACACAAAAAUGUAAUGGUUAUAACCUUGUCUGGACAUCUAUGGGGGAUUUCUCCAUGUUUCAGACCAAAGGUGGAUGUAAAAACCAUGAUCUGAAAAUCAGAGUGAUGAUAAAUUUAUGUAAUGAAGUUGAAGUGUUACAUGCUCUA